Messenger RNA from Microdochium trichocladiopsis, 2322 nucleotides. RefSeq lists its product as uncharacterized. Lineage: Eukaryota; Fungi; Ascomycota; Sordariomycetes; Xylariales; Microdochiaceae. The record is from RefSeq and is a predicted model, not a curated record. Bases 347 to 1969 code for a protein of 540 amino acids. The transcript has 5 exons.
UGGCUUAGGCCGUCCAUUCUUGGCUAGGCAUCACACAUUACAUAAGCAGGACGCCGGUACUACAUAUAACACCAUAUACAAGCUGAGGUCGCCUCCUUGUAUCUGUGUCUUUUCCCUCACUCACGGCCAACUUUCCCUCCGACUCGCGCGUCCCUUUCCUUGAAAGUGAGUCGCACAUCAAUGACGCGCCGGUUUGCCCAGCGUUGAGGCUGUCCUCUACGCUCCGUCGAAGACAAUCGAUCGCACGCUGAUUCUUCAUGUGUAUCUUUCGAAUUGCGACAAUAAAGCAGCCGAGAAUGAGUUUGUCUCCCUGCCUGUGGACAGCAUUCGGCUCUGUAUCACUGAAAUGGCUCACGCACUAAGAUCGCGCAACGACAACGACCAGGUCGAGGACUCGCAAUGGGAGAAUUGCGACUGGUUUGACAGGGCGCAGACAUCCUGGAACAGCGAUCUGACAGACACCUGUCUGAGUGGUUGUCCCAAUGACAUGGUCCGCGUCGCAAUGGACGGCGCUGGAGGCGACUGCUCCCGUGGAGCACGCGCCCGCUGCUGCCAACCGGGCUACAGAACAACGACGAUCCGGAACGACCCUCGGAACGACGAGUUCGAGUCUCUGCUGCACGACUUUGUUGCUGACCCGGAUUGCGACAAGUGGAAAGGACCUUCGAGAUACAAGGACUUUGCGACACUCAAGGACCACGUCACGAGACUGUUCUACUCGCGCAGUGCGACAGAUCGGGCCAUCGAGUCAUGGGACUGGGCUGUCCGUCCUUCUUUUCCCAACCUCGGCUUUGAUGCUCUUGAGGCCUGGAUCUAUGACGAUAUCAGAGCACUGGAGACUGGCUCCGCUGAUCUGCCCGACCAGAUUCUCUGCAACUUGGCCGCAUACAACUCGUUAGUCACGGGUGGAAGCGAUGGGUUAUGUUCUGCCACAACCCCCAAUGAUGGCCUUGCCACUCGCGAACUCGGUUCGCAACUCGUCCACUUGGAUAAACGAGCAGGAGAAGAAAUGUACGAUUGGGAGGUGCUCUCUCCAUACUUGAAUUACGAGGUUGUGAGAGGGACGUUCUUAGGACUAUCAUAUAACCAAGUCGGCGAAUGGCUAGUGAACGACCCAAUUUGGAACAGGGUUUAUGGCUACGGCACCAGAUUCUGCGAUCAAGCUCUGGUAACAGCAGUGGCUUGGGUUCCAGGUUUCCUGGCUUCGUUGAGAUCUGAGCACAUCUUUGAGAGAUCCCUUAUAGCUCGUUUCGCCGAAGCCACAAUCGGAAACGAGCUGUUCUACAAUUCAGCUGCAGAUAAUGUCCCAGGCGUACCGCGCAGGGCUUCAAGGUUCGGUGCCAUGAAUCCUACUUUUUGGACACGCACCAUGAUCUCAGCUCUGCCUUUCGUGACCACUCCUCUUUAUCUUGAAGGCUCCAGGCGGCCAGACCGAAGAAUUGCCCAUCAUCUGGGCACUAGAUCGAAUCCUGACGUCCUUGUCUUGCUGCCAGACUCGAUCAAUGUUCUCAAGUCCCAGGUCUGGAGACUGGUCACCAUAAGAACUGAUAAUUCCAUGAACGGGUUGCUUGCUUCCAUCAACAGCAACCCUGCGGCAUUUCUUAACGUGAUCCGAGAUGUACUGGGAGUUGUAACAUAUGCCAACAACGUGGACAUCUUGCAACAUUUCUCCACCAUUGUCGGGGGAAUACGAACGGAACUCGGGCUUGCCGACGAAGCGCACCAGUUGCUUUAUGGUGUUUAUGUACAAGCUGUCGCGAGAUUUGACGAGUGGCUUCACGAGCGCUUCAUCCUAAUGUCGGCCAGAGUCCAGGAAUUUGCACUUCGAUGGCUUGCGGUGGCGAUAGAGAGAUUCACCAACCACCAGCAGUUUCCGGUCGUCUAUGGUGAUUUGCGUAUGCUGCAGGGGCUUGCGGCCGGCAUCAAAUUCAAUGUGAGAGGUAUCCCUGGACAGCCAGGGGAACUUUAGCACUCUGAAGGCGUUGGCUUCGUGGUGCUUGCUCCUUUGUACGCUCGACAAUCAGAGGCGUUUUGACCCGGACUUGGGCGAACGACGAUUGGACUUAGAGAAUCAUGAGGAAUUGAGGCUGCUUCGGCCGCGCUUGUUGACUGGUCGAUUAUGCUGUUUGCUUCGCAUGUGUACCUACCUUGGAAAGCACCGUGUGGUAGUGUUGCCACAUAAUCUGGCUAGCUGGAUUUGAGCAGAAUAUGUAAGAUGACAAGGAUUGCAGUCAAGCCGGCGAUCCUGCGGUGCUAGACGAGAGCAUUUCCAUAGUACGAAUACCUAGGGUAUCUCCACGUAGGUCGAAGCACAUGUCCCUC